GGGCGCGCUCCCUCAGCCCCACCGCGCUGUCCCGCAGCCUGUCCCGCCUGCGCGAGCAGCGCGCCCGCUCGCGGGCUAUGCUGGCCCUGGGGGUCACGCAGAUGGUGCUCGGCUGCCUCAUCGUGGCCGUCAGCUUCGCCGCCCUGGCGCUCACCACCUCGGCCCGUGUCCGCCACUCCUGCCCCUUCUGGGCCGGCUUCUCGGUGCUGUUGUCAGGAUUGAUCGGUGUUGUUUCAUGGAAGAGGCCCCUGUCCCUUGUGAUAACCUUUUUCAUGCUGCUCUCUGCAGUGUGUGUGAUGCUGAACUUGGCUGGGUCCAUUCUCUCCUGUCAGAAUGCUCAGCUGGUGAAGUCCCUGGAAGGAUGUCAGUUGAUUAAAUUCGACAGCGAUGGUGUCUGUGUUUGCUGUGAAAUGCAGCAUCAGACAUCAGGCUGCAGUAACCUGGGAGAAACACUGAAACUGAACCCUCUGCAGGAGUGCAAUGCAGUGAGGCUGACCCUCAAGGACCUGUUGUUCAGUGUGUGCGCUCUCAAUAUCAUCUCCACUAUUGUCUGUGCUUUGGCAACAGCAAUGUGUUGCAUGCAGAUGGUUUCUUCUGAUCUUCUGCAAAUGCAGGAUGAUAUCACACAGUUUCUGCCACAGAGGCCGCAUUCUGCCAAUCCUGACUGCAUGACUCCACAUGGAACUGUCCUGCACCAAACCCUGGAUUUUGAUGAGUUCAUCCCACCAAUCCCCCCCCCUCCCUACUACCCCCCGGAAUACACCUGCACGCCCAUGGGGGAGGCACAGAGAAAUCUCCAUUUGGACUUCCCUCAUUCCCCAUUUGGUGCUUUAUAUGAAGUAACCAUUAAUAGCCCAGGAAUGCUGUAUCCAAGCGAGCUGCCCCCUCCUUAUGAGGCAGUGAUUGGAGAGAUGCCUGCCAGCCAGGUCACUGGUGCUGCUCAGCAAGUGUCUGAAUCGAGCCUAGGGGAGAGGAACACGACCCCGGACUUCAGCACACAAGUUUCUGUUGAGAGCACCUCUUUGAUGGUCUCUGAGGCUGUUGAUAUUCCAGACUGUAGCUACUCCUCUGAAGAUCUUUGUUCGCUGGAAGUUCAAGGAUCUCUCCAGUCUGCAGAUCUUUCUCCCUACUGCAUAACCCCCAAGGGGGCUGCAGACCACAGCUGCAGUGCCCUGGAUUGCCACACUCACUGCAGGUUUCACAGAACUCGCUCAGAGGGCUUUCCUGAUGAGGGUGACAGUUCCCACAGCCGAGCCUCUACAGACAGGUCUCAAGGACAGGAAAAGAACUGUGUCCACGGCAGGUCCUUGGACUGUUCCUCAGGGAAUUACAGCCCCUCAGAACGAGAACUGCAGAGUUAUGCUCAAGAGAGCAGUGCCACACCACCUUUGAAGCAGAAGAAAACCUGCUGUGUGGACUUUCACCAGCCUCCUGCCACUUUCCAGACCUCACCCUGUUUUGGGCCUGCAAAUACUUCACCACGUGCAAGUGGCCCCGAGGCUGCUGUCCAGCAGCAGCACCUCCCAAAGCACCCAGCCUCAAACAUUGUCCGCUCCAGCAGUGCCCCUGUGUCCUGCUCGUCUGCCACUGAAGGUGAUAAUUGUGCCUGGACUUCUGUGUGCAGGCAGUGCCAAGAUGCAGGAUUAUUUCCGGCUACAGGAGAAACAGUUCCUGUCUCUGGUUCUCAUAUGGCUGCCUCUGCUUGCCAGCAUUCUUUGAGCAAUUUUCUACCAACUGGAAAACAGAGGGAUACGAGGAAAAUUGAUCUGCACCUAAAGCCAAAGGCUUUUCACAUGGUCUCAAAAGAGCGGCCACACUCCUUAGUGGACCUUAAGGCCUAUAAAGACACAAAAAUUUUAGUGGCAAAAUUUUUGGAACAUUCAAACUGUAAUCUCCCUCCAGAAGUGCGUCACGUAGUGAACAGCAUACGGUCAGUCAUUAAAUCUGAUGAGAGACACAUGGAAGAAGCCAUCUUCAGUGCCAAUAUCAUAGACCAGGUGAUUACGAGUUCCCAGCAGAACGUGGGCAGCUGCAGGAAGCGGCUGCAGGAGGAUCUGCACCUGCAGAGCUGUGGCGCCCUGAGCUCCCCCGCGGCCCUGGCGCGCUGGCCCCGGCUCGGCCGCGCCCUGGAGCGGGAGCGGCCGCACAGUUUAAUCGGAGUGUGCCGGGAAACCAUCCUUUGAGAGUAUCCACAGGUAUGUCAUUGCAGCAGAGAGGUGUGGAAGAAACCAGGACUGGAACAAAUACAGCUAGAUGACUUUAAAAGGAAAAAGUGUCUUCCUUUGGAAUUCCACUUUUUUCCCCACAGCAGGAUGAGAACAGCUGUUUUUCUGAAUGUAAAUUUCAGCCUUGAUUUUUGCAAACUUUUAAUUGAUUUAUUAGUGAAGUCAUAGCAAGUGUUUUCCCAACCAGAAAUGCAUUUAUUUCACUGUACUUACAGAAAUGCUACUGAUGCUGCCCAGCAUUUCAUGAAAACCAUUGCAAACCCACCAGAGACUGGCUGUACAACUUCAAAGUUGUAUUUAUUUAAUGUACCUCAAAGUGUUUUAACUAUCGUCAGUGUUUUAAUAAAAAAGUAUUUCUGGA
This is a messenger RNA of Vidua chalybeata, 2586 nucleotides long. It is a transcript of the gene ENTREP2, whose product is annotated as endosomal transmembrane epsin interactor 2. NCBI's taxonomy places the organism in Eukaryota, Metazoa, Chordata, Aves, Passeriformes, Viduidae. Bases 78 to 2183 code for a protein of 701 amino acids. The transcript is spliced from 13 exons. Gene Ontology annotation, cellular component: membrane. The record is from RefSeq and is a predicted model, not a curated record.